AUGGCGAGCCCCUAUGUGGGUGGAUCCGGAGGUGAAGAAAGAUCCGUUUCCGGGAACAGCCGAACCUCCAACAGUAGUGGAUAUGAAGUUAGAGAUGAUGAUGGAGUCAGCGAGAAUGAAUACCUCUAUCACGGCGGCCGUAGCCAGUACUCUGGAACCUCCACCAAGAAACCUCGAUUCACCUCUACCUCCCCUACCCCCAUGACUUCUUCUGCACGCGCCACCACCUCUGCCGCUACUCAACCAACAGGGAAGAAACGAAUUCGAAGAAAACUACAAAAAACACGAACCAUACAAGAAAAACAAUAUAUGGACUCUCAAGAACAAGAAGAAGUGGGAAAAGAGGGGCAGCUUUCUGUGAUCUUAUCUGACCCUAAAGUGCUGAAGUGCCCCGUGUGUCGUGACCCGCUCAGCCUCCCAGUCUUCCAGUGCAUGAAUGGGCACAUAGAAUGUGCAUUCUGUUGUGACAUGGGAGAUAACGUAUGUAGAAAAUGCUCUCUGCCAAUUGGGCAAAACCGUUGCAGAGCCAUGGAAAAGGUUCUUGAAUCACUCAAAAUUUCUUGUCGAAAUCAGAAGUAUGGAUGCAAGGAGACAGUAUGUUAUAGUAAGAAACUUGAUCACGACAACAAAUGCGUUUAUCAGCCUUGUUUUUGUCCACUUAUUGAGUGUGGCUAUGUUGGUUCCUCCAAGUGCUUGUAUAGGCACUUUAAACUCUAUCAUUCAAAUUCUUCAAAGCAAUUUCUUUUCGAUUCUGUUAUCCACAUUGCUUUAGAAAUGAAUGAGAAGGAAAUCUUCCUUCAAGAAAGGACUGAGGGUAUAAUUUUUAUCCUUAAGCGUUUUUUUGUUGAUGAUGGAAGUUUAAUCAAAAUCUGUUGUAUUCAACCUUUUGCGAACACACAAUUCUAUUAUGAUCUUAUAUCAAGAGAUGGAGCUAGCUCGAUCAGAUUAACAUCAUUCGCAGAGAACACGCCAAAGCGGCUUCCAGGUCCUCUUGUGGGCAAAUAUAUAAUCAUUCCAAAUGAUUUCUCUGGACCGCUCAGUUUGGAAGUUUGCAUAUCGAAGCACUAUGAACCUCCUCGUCAUACACAAGUGCUCAAGGUUCAUGUUCAUUGUCAUGGCUGCGUGCAAAAGGUGAAGAAAAUUCUUCGCAGAAUCGAAGGUGUAUAUGAAGUGACAAUAGAUGCUGAAGAACACAAGGUGACAGUAUCAGGAAAUGUUGAUAGUGCAACACUGAUUAAAAAACUGGCUAAAACCGGUAAACACGCGAAGCUUUGGCAGUCAAACCCAAGCGAGGAUGGAGAACUAACCAACUGGCCCGACAAUGACAAGUCCCUUGAUCAAAUACAAAAUUCAAUGGCAACUUUAGAUCACCCCACUGAAACUGAUCACUGGGACUUCCAUGAGAAUAUAAAUAAGGGCUUGGAAACAGAGUUUCUAAAAGGGGAGAGAGAAAACAGUCUUGGAGUGGAAACAAAGGUGGAUGAAGAGAGUUUAGGUUGGGAUGAACGUUUGGUCAAUGAUGCAGGCAUUGCAGAAGGUGGAAUGAACUCUAUGACGAGUCUUCGAGGUCACAACCCUGGUUUCUUUGGCCUAGAAGGCCAAGAAAUUUCCCGAGUACAAAAAUUCUGUGCAGGAGUGCCAGGUGCUGAAUACUGUUAUCCAUCACCAAUCCUGAUGAACAACAUGCAAGGAUACUGGUACAGCCAGCCUUAUCCAAUAUUGAUAUUUCACCAGAAUGCAGAAUAUCUAUUCCAUGCAUAA
Messenger RNA from Fraxinus pennsylvanica, 1761 nucleotides. The record is from the annotation of a GenBank genome assembly. Lineage: Eukaryota; Viridiplantae; Streptophyta; Magnoliopsida; Lamiales; Oleaceae.